Acanthosepion pharaonis is the source of this 1542-nucleotide messenger RNA. NCBI's taxonomy places the organism in Eukaryota, Metazoa, Mollusca, Cephalopoda, Sepiida, Sepiidae. The record is from the annotation of a GenBank genome assembly.
AUGGGUAAUUUCUCUCUCUCACCUUCGCCCUCUCUCUUUAUCUAUCUAUCCGUCUAUCUUUGUCGUUUCUAUCUAUCUAUCUAUCUAUCUAUCUAUCUAUCUAUCUAUCUAUCUAUCUAUCUAGGUCUGUUUCUUUCUAUCUAUCUAUCUUUUUUUUGCUACAGUUCUGUUUCUAUUUAUCCUUCUCGUCUGUUUCUAUCUAUUUUUCUUGGUCUGUUUCUAUCUAUCUACUUAUCUCUCUUUCUUUCUUUCCUUUUUUUCUUGGUCUGUUUCUAUCUAUUUACUUAUCUUUCUUUCUUUUUUCUCGGUCUGUUUCUAUCUAUCUACUUAUCUAUUUCUUUUUUUCUCGGUCUGUUUCUAUCUACUUAUCUUUCUUUCUUUCCUUUGUCUGCUUCUAUCUAUCUAUCUAUCUAUCUAUCUAUCUAUCUUUCUUUCUUUCUUUCUUUCUCUGUCUGCUUCUAUCUAUCACUAUGUGUUAACAAUAUGGCUGCUCCUUUGGUUGACUCGAAGUUGAUAUUUUCUGGCGAUAAUCUAUCACGGUUUUAUAACAUUCCAUAUAGCACUUCAGUCGGAAAUGCAGUCGGAGGACUCUUCCACUACCACCAGAUGGCGUUCACAAGUUAUCUCCCCUUGGAAAGCAUUUUACCACCUCCCCAUCCAAGAUUAAACCAAGAGUGUUGGCCACUGUCUAAUCAACUUCAUGUUCCAAUGUCGCCAAUCCUCAGACCCCCAGGUUCAUUGCCUGUCCCUUUAUCCCUGCCCCUGGGCAACAGUGGAACCCGCCCAAACUACUACGAACUCCAGCCGGUGACAAAAGAGGACUACAAAAAAGAGAAAAAGCUCUUGUUGUACUCAUCCAGACCGUGCUCUCCCAAACGUUGUGAAUCUCCAGCGUUUAACUUCCGCUACAUGGGCAAGUGCGUUGAACUGAUAGAAGAGGCGAAAAAGCAGCGUAGACAACCAAUAAAAGCCGAUCCGGAAAUUGACGUGACGACAGUCGAAGAACCUUUCGAAGCCAAAAACGGGGUCGGAACCCCGGCAAACUCUUGUGGACUUUUAAUGGAACAUCAAGACAUGGUCGAAACGAGAAGAGCGACUGUGGCUUCUCUCGAUGCGCAUUCAGUCCAUUUACAAAGACUGAUGCCCGUCAAAAGUGAAAUCCAUCACCUGCUGAAAUACCAAGAACUUGAUAGGCUACCCGACAACAAACAGGGAGAGAUACGGAGCCUUCACAGUUUUCACAGACAAUUGCUAAGAAACCAACACAUCCGGCAUAUAGAGGGUCUUCAGCAUAUAAAGACAACAAAAAGAUUUUACAAGCAAAGUGUAUUAUCAGGCCUAAAAACCCAAUCAGACGAAAGAAAAAAUCAAUGUGAGAAAUGCUUGAAAUGGUUCCGACGGAGGGACCAUCUCAGGGAUCACAUGUACACACAUCAAGAGAAGAAACCAUUUAUAUGUGACGUGUGUGGCAAAGGCUUCUGCCAAUCUCGAACUCUUAAAUCACACAUCAGUGGUCAUCACCCUGAACGGUUACCGAACUAA